Messenger RNA from Seriola aureovittata, 8590 nucleotides. RefSeq names its product mannosidase, alpha, class 1A, member 1 (gene man1a1). Lineage: Eukaryota; Metazoa; Chordata; Actinopteri; Carangiformes; Carangidae. Bases 195 to 2063 code for a protein of 622 amino acids. Gene Ontology annotation, cellular component: Golgi membrane; extracellular exosome; endoplasmic reticulum. The record is from RefSeq and is a predicted model, not a curated record. Gene Ontology annotation, biological process: carbohydrate metabolic process; N-glycan processing. Gene Ontology annotation, molecular function: calcium ion binding; mannosyl-oligosaccharide 1,2-alpha-mannosidase activity. The transcript is spliced from 12 exons.
CUCCGGUAUGGACAGGCGCCUUACUCCACAACUUUUUACCGGAGAUUUUACCACUGUUAUUCUACAUUUUACACCGUGUAUACUUACUGGACAUGGAUUUCUGAACGGAAUAAGCCGAAACUGAGCUCGACGUGAGUUACUUCAACCGUUGAAAUUCAUUUUUUGUUGUUCUAGUUGUUGAAGGAAGAGGGAAAAUGCCAGUUGCAACUCUUCUGCCUUUUACCGCGACCCCGAAUAGGAAGUCUGCCAGCCCGACCUCUUUCAGGUUGACAGAGAAAUUUAUUUUGUUAUUGGUGUUCAGCGCUUUUAUAACCCUAUGUUUCGGGGCCAUUUUCUUCCUACCGGACUCGUCCAAGCUUCUUAGCGGAGUUUUCUUUCAUUCCUCCGCGGUGGAGACCAACACCCGCACCGGUCCGGACAGCAGCGACUCAGGUUCGGCUGGAAACGACGAGAGGGUCCUGGCAAAAAUCAGGAAAGACCACGAAAAAGCUCUGCUAGAGGCAAAGGAUACUCUGCAAAAACGGCCCGACGAGAUUAAACAAGACAUUAUUAAUGAGAAGGAGAAAGUUGCAAAGGAGAGUAUGGGUCAAGGUGGGAAGGAUGUCAAUAAUUUACCUUUCGUUGAGUAUCACCGCCCGCCCGGGGCGACUGGGCACGAACCUCUGGACCCCGAAACCAGGGAAAGACGGACUAGAAUCAAAGAGAUGAUGAAGCAUGCGUGGGACAGCUACAGGCGCUACGCCUGGGGUUCCAAUGAGCUCAGGCCCGUCUCUAAGCAAGGCCACUCCAGCAAUCUAUUUGGAAGUAUAAAAGGAGCAACAAUUGUGGAUGCUCUGGAUACCCUCUAUAUCAUGGAAAUGUUUGAAGAAUUUGAUGCUGCCACUGACUGGGUAGAGAAGAACCUCGACUUUAAUGUGAACGCAGAGGUGUCUGUGUUUGAGGUGAACAUCCGGUUUGUCGGAGGUCUGCUGUCCGCCUACUACCUGUCUGGAAAAGAGGUUUUCCGUAGAAAGGCGGUGGAGCUGGGAGAAAAGCUGCUGCCAGCCUUCAAAACGCCCACUGGCAUCCCCUGGGCUCUGCUUAACCUCAAGAGUGGGAUUGGUAGAAAUUGGCCGUGGGCAUCCGGUGGCAGCAGCAUCUUGGCAGAGUACGGCACCCUGCAUCUGGAGUUCAUGCACCUCAGCAAACUCUCUGGAAAUCCUGAGUUUGCUCAGAAGGUAAUGAACAUCCGGAAAGUUCUUAACCGCCUGGACAAACCUCAGGGGCUGUACCCCAACUACCUAAACCCAAACAGCGGGCAGUGGGGCCAACAUCACGUGUCCGUAGGUGGCCUUGGUGACAGUUUCUAUGAGUACCUGCUCAAGGCCUGGCUGAUGUCUGACAGGACUGAUGAGGAAGGAAAGAAGAUGUACUAUGAUGCCCUGCAGGCGAUAGAAACCAACCUGAUGAGGAAGUCGAGCGGUGGGCUGACCUACAUAGCGGAGUGGAAGGGGGGGCUGCUGGAGCAUAAGAUGGGUCACCUGACCUGUUUCGCAGGUGGCAUGAUCGCUCUGGGCGCCGACGGGGCGCCCAGCGACAAGACGGGCCACCAGAUGGAGCAGGCCGCCGAGAUCGCCCGGACCUGUCAUGAGUCUUACGCCAGGACUGCAUUGAAGCUGGGUCCAGAGGCGUUCCGUUUCGACGGCGGUGUCGAGGCCAUCGCCACCCGCCAGAACGAGAAGUAUUUCAUCCUCCGUCCCGAGGUGAUCGAGACCUACAUGUACAUGUGGAGGUUCACCCAUGACCCCAAAUACAGAGAGUGGGGCUGGGAGGCUGUUCAGGCCUUGGAGCAGCAUUGUAGAGUAGAAGGAGGCUACAGCGGCGUCAGAGACGUCUACGCUUCCACUCCAAACCACGACGAUGUACAACAGAGCUUCUACUUGGCAGAGACGCUCAAGUAUCUGUACCUGCUCUUCUCUGACGACGACCACCUACCGUUCGACCACUGGGUGUUUAACACCGAGGCUCACCCUCUGCCCGUCAUCAAGAAGGACAAAACAGACAGACCCAACGAAGUGGAGUAGCGGAGCGUCCUGCGCUGACGUCCCAAAACAAGUGCGAGAACCUCUGAUCCUGUAGACCUGAGCCUCCAGCUGUCUGUCUGAAACAGUUUAGCCAUUUGGAGUCCCCAAUGGUUACAGAUGCCUCUUGAUCGGCUUUGACUUUUUAUUUUCAAUGGGAUCAAAACUGAAUUGAAGCCUGUUGGAGCUGAAUUGUCGCUGUAGAGUCCCGUUUUGUUGUUUUGUUUUGUUAAUGUUCAGCUCUGGUUGAGUCCGGACGCUGACCUGGACCAACAUGUUUACUGCUGGAUUAUGUAAUAACUUGUCAAAAUGUAAUAGAUUGUCCCUCCUCAUGAGUUGAAACCAUGUUGUGAUGAAUUACAGGAUAAUGCAGUGAUAUAUUAAUAUUCUCGGAUUAUAAAAGUGGUACUUUCUAGAUUUAUUAUUAGAGUUUAUUUCACUCCCAGGGUCCAUCACAUUUUCAGCUCAUUCAGAGGGACAAUCUGAGCAGUUAUCACAUUAUUCAUCAGUUGUUCAGUUUUUCGUAGCUACAGCGCUGUCUGGCUUUCUUGAAGGAGAACACUGAGAGACCUGAACCAGUCGUCUCCCCUAAUGUGGAUAUUUUGGACCAUCGGUCUUUUGGGCACCAAACCUAGAAAAAAAAAACUCCAGCUCUCGUCUGAGGAUCACAAGGUGAACUCAGCGAGCUGAGGGAUGCUCCGUUCACGUCACACGCAUCGUCUUUUCCGUCUGCUGUACUGCUUCAAUAUCCGAAUGGGAACCGGUUUUCUUGUGCCAACACUGGUGCCGCCGCCGCCACCACCGGACUACUGCACCGUCGUCACAGAAACAUUUGUUUUUUUCUAAAAAGCACGUGGUUGUCUCUGUGGGAGUAAAGAAAAGACGCAGCACAACCCGAGCUCCGUUUUAUAAACCUUCUGCGUCCCCUCCUUCACCUUUUACCUUCCUCCCUCCCUCCCUUCCUCCCUUUGUUUGUUUGAGUUUGGUGUGACACAGGAUGAGCAGCCACACCAGCUCUCUAUCUGCCAGUAAUUUCACUUUCUCUCCAGGACGUUUACCCACAGCUCUUCUUCUGCUUCGCUAGUCCUUAGUUCGUCUGUACCUGUGUCUGGCUUUUUGGAUUCUAGAUUUAUUUCUCUUUCUCAAAUUUGCACCAAUGUUUCUGGGGUUUGACCGAUACAGCUGGUGAUGUUUUCCAAUAUUUUUAUUAAUUUCUCCCAAGCUUUAAUCUUAUCACAUUGUUUAUUUUUCUACUUUCCCCUCGCUAAUAAUUACAAGUUUGCUGUUUUUUGUUGUUUUGUUUUUUGGGGAAAAACAGUGAUUACAGCAUUUUGAGAGUGAAAUUGAUGAGGGUGCACUUUCCUGGAGCUUUCACUUGCAUCUUACAGUCUUCCUCAGUCACUUAGCCGUUGUAGGGAUCAGUAAGACCAUGGGGAGUGGUUGAAAGCUUUGGGAAAAGCUAGUAAGCCUAGAACCUCGAGUUAAGUUUUGGAGUGCGUUAUUUGAAAUGAUGAAAUUUCAACCUUGUUUUUUUUUCCUGGAGUCUUGACAUCCAACAGACUCCUGCUGCAACAGUUAGUACCUUUAAAUCUGAACCUUUUCACUUUUAGUCUCCACUUCAGAGGAAAGCGGAUUGAUCACAUGAAUGGAUAUUUGUACAGUCUGACUCCAGUGUGUCCUGUAGACCGCUGGUCUCAGUAUCAGUGAACCUGUGUAUCAGUCGGACCUUCUCUUGUUGCUGUCGCAUCGCUUCUUCUCGUCUCCGUCCUCCAGUUGGAGCGUAGGGCAGGCUGUAAGAUCUACUCUCCUCUAUGAGGAGACGCAGACUCUCCACUUCACUGUAAUAUUUCACCUUCGCACACACACACACACACACACCUGCACACACACACACACACACACACACACACACACCUGCACACACACACACACCGUCACAAGAAGCCAUACUGAUUCAAUACAGCUUUACCAUACUGUCGUUAGGACUUUAGUUCCCUUCAUCCUGGGGGCAUGUGGCUUUACUGACACCAACUGUGUUACUGCUUUUGUUCCGCUGAUCAAAGUCACACUCACCUGAUCGUUCAGUCGGGUUUCCUCCAGAUGCCGCACGCAACUGUAGCCAGAUUAAAUCCAGUUUAGUCUUCAAUCUAGUGCCUUCACUGUUGAAAAGGAGUCAGAGGGAGAGACAGCUCACAAACACAAAGGAGUAGAGUUUUAGAUAACUUCGUAGCUUUAAGUGAAGUUCCAGUGCCUCACAUGAGGAUUUAACCAAAACUAGACACGGAUUAAAGGAUAAGUCUUACAUUUUAAUGUGAUAUUCAAUGAAACUUUGGCUUGAAAGUCGCCCAAGAGUUGGUGAAAACUUGGGGAGAAAGUGGUAGAUCAGACCAAAGGUCCUUCUGAGAUUUAAUUACAUACAUAGAGAUUUAAAACCAGGAACAACAUUAAUGCGCUCAAACUAGUCUUUCUCCAACCAGUAACCAUCAUUUAAUGGUUUGAGACCAGUAAAGGUCCCAGUCACAAUUUAGAUAAUUGCUUGACUACACUGACAUCUAGUGGUGAGAGUUUCCUAUUACAGUACACAUGAGUCCCGGGUAAAAGACUGCAGUAUACAUAUAUAUAUAUGUAUACUGUAUAUAUAUAUAUAUAUAUAUAUAUAUAUAUAUAUAAACUCCAUAGUUAGAAGAGAUCUGCUCUUGAGAGAGAGUAUAACAAAAAUCUUUAAAUUCUAUACUUCAUGUAUCUUCAAUUUUCUAGUACAAGUUUUAAACUUAUGAGUGGUUAACUUUGCCAGAUGUUCAUUAGUUUGAGCCUUUAUCUUGACACAGAAAAGUGGUGUAUCAUGGCGGGGGCCGUGUUCACCUCCUGCUCCUGUAAAUGAGCUUUAAGCAGACUAAAGUGUCACUGGGAGAUCUGACAGAUGGUGAGCCAUUAAAAAGCGCAGUCAACAACAACAACGACUUCGCUGCCGAAAAUACUUCAAGUAGAUUCAUUGAAUUCAGCCAUCUGACAGAAUGACGAGAGUUGGCCGAGCUGAGUGACAGUUUAAACGGCAGCUGUCAGCAUUUAGCCCAGGUGUCUCACAGCAGGAGAGGAAAUCUGACAGAAGCAUAUAACAGAGAGCCACUAUACAGCAGUAUAUAAAGAUGGUGACAUACUGUCUUUUCACAGGUUUUUGGUUUUUAUUGAGUUUCACUAAAAGAAUAGGCUCAAAUCGAUUAAAGGAUGAACAGAUGUUCACCUGAUGUUAAUGUCCACACAUUCAAGAAGUUGCUGACCAGCAAACGAGCUAAUGCUAAUGCUUCACAAUCCCCAUGAGCAGGUUAAGAAAACAAGAAAUAGUUCAACUACACAAGCUUUGUGUUGCAACUAGUGUUUUCAAAUCCAGUAAAAUCCCAGAUGAUGUUACGUUUUAUUUGAUUGGAAAUUUUAAAAUAAAGUGACAAACUGCUAAAUUUCAAAAUUAAAUAAAAAAAAAAUGUAAAAUAAAAACCAAAAACAGUGAGCCCCGAUCAUGUGAUAACCAACAAAGACAUAUCAGUCGGCAGCCACUCCCAUUCAAAUUGAACAGUGUUGAGUUUCGGAGCUGUGAGAAAUCCCUCCAUGUUCUUUCCAUCACUGUACAGACGACAGUGUCUCCGUGUUUAAUCUGUGUUUUUUGUUUUGUUAGACUUGGGUUUAGAGGCAUUUAUUCUACUAUCCAUGUGAUGAUGUGUUGUAAUGGUUGAUUUUGCUGAUUGUGUUAAUUUAUUCUGUAGUAGUGAACAUAGGACUCAGAGGUGUUUGGGCUCUGACCCCCAGGUGGCGCUGUGGCUUUAAAUGGUCAGAAAAAGGACAAUAACACAUAAAUAUGAUAUUUAGAACCAUAAUAAUCAGCUGUGAAGUCUGCUGUGGGUCUUACAGCGAUUAUACCAAUAAUUUAUGGAUGUUUUGAAAUGCUACACUUGGUACCUUUAAUGAUGAUGUUAACUAUUGGAGAAGGAAGGUGAAGAAACCACCUGGGAGUCAGUCAGACAACCUCACAGGAGGGUAGGAGCUGUAUGAAUGUACCAUCCAAUGUGAAGUGAAGAAUAUUUUAUAUGCAUUAUGUCUUUGUUUGUUCACUUCUAUGUGCUUUUGUUGUGUUUUAUUUUUGUUUUCUUCUUUUAUCUUGUAAAGCACAAAAAGUCAAAGCGAUGUGUGCAGGCGGAGAGAAGUCUGCGGUUCACAGAAUGAGAGGGAGCUGCGGGUCUGAUGGCGUUAACAUAGGAAAUGAUCCAAAUCUGCCACAUGAGGUGUAUCAGGACACGGUAGAGUCGCAGUUUUUCAUUUAUUGUUUUGAGGAUCUCAAACAUAAGAAUGGAGAUAUGGGGAUUUUCAGCUUUAUAGUAUAAACCAAGUGGAUUUAAGUGUUAACAGUACAGUGUGGUGUUAAGGUACUGAAGCUGCUCGAUACGAAUCCAGAGACCUGAAUCUUUCACUAAUGCUCAGACCUGAUGAUUGAUGUACACUGUUCAGAGCUUAUGAUGAGUCUGAAGUCACAUGAUUCUUCUUCCUAAGUGUUUUGUAUAAGUGUGGAUAGUCACUGAAUUAGCUUUGCAGUUUCUUUAUCAAACAAAUUAAGAUAAAGAUUUCUUUUUUUUCACCUUAUUGGCCCUAAGGUCGGCUCGUAAAGUGGUUUAAAUGUAGCUCAGUAUCCACUAUAAAGACAUUUUAAUGUUUUUUUUCCCUUUAAACUUGAUUUUAAACCGGCAACUUGAAAGUUAGUGUCGGUAAAUCUGGAGCUGGGGACCAAUUAAAAUGACUUUACUUUCAAAAGGCAUCAGUCAAGCCGUGCUGGUUUUAUUCAGGCAGGUGAAGCACCAUUAGACAAGUUAACAUAGUUCACCUUGGUCUCUGCACACUGUUGUCAUGGGACAUGUCAUAGGUGUGUUUGGUUUUAUUUUCAUUAUUAACUACUCCGCCCGUCAUUUUCUAGAUUAACUGCUUAAUUGUUCGGGUCAUAAAAUGCCAGAAAUAUUCUGUUUACAUUCAUAUAAAACAGAGAAAAUUGGAGAAGCUGGAACCAGAGAAUGAUUGGAGUUGUUGCUUAAAAAAAAUUCUGAAUAAUCAAUUAUCAAAAUAGUAGCUGAUUAAUUUUCUGCCAGUCAAUUAAUUGAUAAGUUAUUGCAUCUAUAGAUUUAUAUUCCAGCAGGAGAAACACAGGAAAUAGUUUCAGUAUCUGCUGCAGCAGCGGAUGUAAUUUCAGCUGAGUUUGAGUGUCGCUCAUUUUUAAUCAAAUUAUAGAUAAAUGAUGGAGUUGCAUUAAUUUCUUUGACUCCAUUCAGAAUUCCAUACACUUUAGGCGACAUUGCAACAUUAAGGUUUUUGUUGCUGCCUGGAUUUGACAAGCUUUGAUAAUUUCAUGACCUUUGUCCAGUUGUCAAACUGUCAGCUUUGCAGUGGUGGGGGUUGCAUGUUGUAGUCUUUUGCUGCAGUAAUUAUGGUGGUAUGAAGUGAUAAUAAUUUUAAUGUUAAUGGGUAUUUGAAUGAACAUUGUUUCCUGGUUUAGGGUUUAGUUUUACAAAGUUCCUGCCUGUGUUGAGAUUUGUUCGUGCAAUUCAGCAGCCAGAAAUUCGAUUCUCAGAACAUUGAGGUGUGGUAAUGUAACUGUGUGCAGAGUUGCAACCCUUUAUUUAGGAAGCGUGGAGGCUGAGUCAGGAUUUUGACCUGUAAUUUAAACUUGAAGGGCUGAUCCGCUGCAUUUUCCCCAGGAGGAAGUCAGAACUUUUAGGCUCUACAUGUGGUUGGACUUACCUCUGUAGGUGCCCCGCUGGAUUUAUUUUUUUUGUUUGUUUCACUCACGUGACACUGAUCUGGUCGUUUCACUACCUGGACAGGGAGGAAAUGCAGAACGUAUGCGGUUGUUCGUGUAAGCCGUCAGUGUUAAAUCUGCUUCAGCUUGAUGUAGUGUGACAUCAUCAGGCAUCUGCUCAUUUUUUUCAUUUUUCUUUUUGUUCCCUAAAAAGGUUGAAUUGUCUUUGGUGAUUUUUCUGAAUAUUGUGUUGAUGAUCUGUUGCGUUCCAACGCUUUUCUAUUAGUGAACAUUAAAGGGAAAUGCCGCCCAUUUUAGGAAUUCAUACUUUAGUCAGUCUUUGUGGAAAAAGAAAACUUAUAUACAUCACACUGACAUCUCUUCUUCUUUUUGAGUGGUGCACUAAAUGAGACUGAUCUAAUCUUAAUUCUUAAAAUGUUUGGCAUUGCCCUUUAAAAGGUUUAAAUGUGUGAAACCAACCUCAGAAAUGUAUCUGUACAAAAAUAUUGCUGAUAAUCAUUCCAUUGCACAUAGUUUACUUUGGUUUAUAUGCAAUAUUUUAAUUUUGUGGGGAAAUUUGUUUUAUUGUGUUAAUAUUAUUAAAAAAUGUAAAUAUUCCAUUCUGGCAAAGGAGCCGUUCUACAUUUAUAUAAAAAUCUUCUGAGCUUAUGGAUUAAAAUGAUAUUAAUGAGCAGCAGACUUUUUAAUAAACUAUAUUUGUUACACUUCUAUUGUGAAUAAAAAAAUCUUUUAAUAA